GAACUAGUUAUAUUUUUAAACCCAACUUCAUCGUACUUAGAGAACGGAGGAACGAUUGAGAUUCCGCAUCCACUAGAUUCACUUUAUCAAGAGGUGGAGCUUGCCAUGGUGAUCGGGAAGAAGGUUAGAGAUGUUCCCGAGUCAACCGCCAUGGAUUACGUUGGAGGUAGUACUGUUUUCAUUCUCUGA
Molecule: messenger RNA, 189 nt
Organism: Eruca vesicaria subsp. sativa (arugula)
Lineage: Eukaryota; Viridiplantae; Streptophyta; Magnoliopsida; Brassicales; Brassicaceae
Source: the annotation of a GenBank genome assembly